Paramecium octaurelia is the source of this 4667-nucleotide messenger RNA. NCBI's taxonomy places the organism in Eukaryota, Ciliophora, Oligohymenophorea, Peniculida, Parameciidae. The record is from the annotation of a GenBank genome assembly.
AUGUUGAAUUCUUAUACAAACAAAUAAAGGAAGCGGUUUCAAGAGAACAGGUGUCGCUAUCUGGAAUAGGCUUAGCCUGAUGAAAGUGUUUCUUCAAAUACUGAAUUGGAACACUAAUAAUAGGAUAUUCGAGUAAGAUUGGAGAGAACCUCAAAAAAGAAGGUUUCAGUGAAGAUUCGAAACUUGGACAUCGAUAGCGACAUCAUCAAAGAGGAAAAUAGCGAGGACUAUGCUAGUGAGAAAUAAUCUUAAGAUCAAAUGGAUCGCCAAGAAUCUAAUGCAGUUCUUAACUUAAUUCCUGAAGAGGAAAUUGAGAGUCCCUUCAAAACUAGAGCAAAUCAAAACAAAGAAAUGCUUUGGAAGUCUAGUAACCCUGAAAGUCAAAAUAUAGAAGUGUAAUUAUUCAAUACGCCUAAACAACAACAAGGUGGUGCAGAUUCACCCAAAAUUGAAAAUGCUAUAAAAUCUUAUAAAAAUCUUAAUACUAUGAACAGUCUUUACUCUCCAGUAAAAGCAUCUCAUAAACUCAUAAUAAAUGAUGAUACAAUCUAUCAGCAUUACAAUAUAUUUUAAAGGUUAUUCCUUUAUCACAUAUUUUGUUACAUGAAGCAAAUGAAGAAGUUUAUCGAAUCAUCCACUCAAAAAAUCAGCGUGGCUCAACUACCAAAACAAGCAUUUAGAGAUUCAAUACAAUAUAAUUUAAAAAGAGUGUACGAGCAAAUAAAAAAUAAUGUAAAUAUUGUCAUUCAAUACAUUCUUAGGAUUUGUAUAAUUUUAAUAAUCGAGCCCUCUUUAAAUUGUUCUUUUGGUAAGAUAAUAAGUAUGUCACAUUGAUGAUAGUCACCCUAGCGAUGUUUGAGACUUAUUCAAGAUUUAUCAUGGCCAUUCUGACUGAAACCUUGAUAGCCGCAAUUACUGAAAGGGAUAUGAACAGUGCCUAUCUCCAGGCUGUUGCUCUAGCAAUACUCUCAUUGCUUGCUCUAAUGAGUAAGCAUCAAUAAUAGUAUUAAAUUAAUUCAUUAAAUAGGUACUUGAUAAGCAACUUUGCAACAAAAAUAAGGAUGGUUUUCAUCAAUUUAAUUUAUGACAGAAUUAUUGAAUUGAAUUCAACACAGAUAGCAACGUUAAAUGUAGGCAAGAUCAUGAAUCUGGUUAGCAGUGAUCUUAAUGUGAUAGAAUAUCAAUUGACUUUCAUAUAUUAAGUGGCUGUGAUACCGGGUUCAUUGUUAUUCACUUCAAUUAUCUUAUGGGUAUGAAAUUUGUAAAUUUUAGUUAAGAUUUGAAGGGCCUCUAGGAUUGGUAGCUAUAAUCUUCUGCGCUAUUCUCUACCCUUUAUAAAUACUGAUUUAGAAUUUCAACAAGAAACUAUUGCUCCAAACUCGAAAGUUGUAAGACCAGAGAAUUCAAUAAACGAACACUGUCAUUGAAGGAAUUAAGCAUAUUAAAAUGUAUGUAUGGGAGAGGUUAUUUGAGAAUAAGAUCAAUGCAAUAAGAAGGAAGGAGUUUUUCUAUUAUUUGAAUAUUCAUGUUUUAAACUUAUUAGAUCGUUCUUUCAACUUUAGUGUGCACAUCUGGGGAUCAUUUUGCUUCAUUUUAAUAUUGUAUGCCUGUAAUACUCAUUUGACUAUAUCCACAAUCAUGGGAACCAUUUAACUCAUGUCUAUGAUAAAAUACUAUUGCAUCUUUUAAGUAUCUUAUGCUUUUCAAGCUCUCAUGAAUUUCAGUGUCAUAUUCUCAAGAGUUUCCGAAAUACUGAGACAGCAAUCAAACAAUAUUACCACUAUUGAUCAGUUUAGAACUACUUUUACUACUUAUGAUACCCAACAUCAACCAAUGCAAUAAUUAUUAGUGGAUAGAACUCGAGGACUCAAUCGCAAAGGCAGUCUAACUCUGCAAUAGACAUCUCUCGUUACUAUAUAUCAAUAUUCUGGCAGAUGGUCAAAGGAUGGUCCUCUGGCGAUCAGUUCAAUUAAUUUGGACAUCAAAACAGGGGAAAUCAUGGGGGUUAUUGGGAAGGUUGGAGCAGGCAAAUCUACACUUCUAGCAGCAAUCCUUUAAGAAUUACCUUAUUACGAAGGAAGUGUAAACCAGUCAAAGAAGUUGAAACUUGCUUAUGUUGAACAAGAACCCUUUAUUUACACUGGAACUAUAAAGGAAAAUAUUUUAUUUGGGAAAGACUAUGACUAAGUACUCUACUUGAAAGUGUUGGAAGUGAGUUGUUUAGAUUAAGACAUCUUAUCGUUUAGACAAGGAGACAAAACAGAAAUCGGUGAAAAAGGAGCCAACUUAUCAGGAGGUCAGAGGGCAAGAUUGAGUUUGGCCAGAGCCUUAUAUUCUUAAGCUGAUUUAUAUCUCUUUGAUGAUCCCCUCUCUGCGGUUGAUUCUAAAGUAGCUGGCAAGAUUUUUGAUAAUGCAAUCAAAGAUUUCAUCUUUAAGUUUCAACCCAAUUACAGGCCUAGUUUAAUUAAGACUCAUUAGGCAUUCAUACAACAAACUCCGUCUGUCAUUUUGGCUACACAUCAAAUCUCGUAUGCCUUAGAAUGCGAUUAUGUAGUUAUUAUGGAUGGGGGUAUGAUUACUCAUUAGGGUCAAAAGAACAAAAUGAAAAAACAUAUCCUAGAAAUUACAAGUGCUCAUACAAGUAACACAAACGUUGAUAAUCCUGUCAGGUCCUUAAAAAUCAGAAGACCUAGUAAAUUGAUAGGUAAGGUAGUCAAUUAGAUGUAAAAGUCAAGUAAAGAUGAAACCUAAGCAUUGUACAUAACUGAGGAUCAAAAUCAAUCUGAUGCUUCUUUUGAUACUUAUAAAAGGUAUUUUAGUUAUUGGAAACCUUUUAUUUUAAUAUUUGUUAUAUUGUUUCAGAAUGUAGCUAGUGAAAUUAUUAAUAAUUACUAUUAUAAAGAAAUGGCUUCAUUUGAUGAAGAUAGAUAAAGAGAGAAUGAUUAAAUAUUUUACAAUGCAGCUAUUUUAGUACUAGCAGCAUAUUUUAAUAAUAUUGUAAAGUAUUUUUUAAAUAUAUUUGGAGUACUGACUUCAAAUAACACCAUUCAUAAUUAAAUGUUAAAAAGGUUGAUUCUAUCGCCUAUCAUUUAUUUUGAUACCAAUCCUUCUGGAAGAUUGAUUAAUCGUUUUUCAACUGAUUUAUCCUUGGCAGAUACUUAAAUACAAUAAACGAUUACGGAUAUAUUUGAAUAAGGAUCGCAAUUUUUGGUAUCUCUUGUCACCAUAGCCAUUCUAUAACCGUACUUUACAUUUGCAGCAAUCUUUACCAUUAUUAGUACAAUUGUAAUUUUUACAAUAACAAGAUCAGUGGUUUCAUAAUUAAAGAUAUGCGAUUUGAUUCAAAGAUCUCCCCUAUUUGAUCAAUUUAAAAUUACUAUUAAUGGAGUCACAUAAAUAAGAAUAAAUGAAAAUUCAUAAUGGAUCAAGGAGAAAUUUAUUAAAUUGUCUAAUCAAUCCAUGCAGGCUAAUCUGAUAUUUUUGUAUUCAUAAAGGUGCUUUGGGUUUUAUAUUGAUUUGUUUGGUUAGUUUGCGAACAUAUCGGGAAUCUUCUUGAUCAUAGGAAUGGUGUCAGAUCCUACCAUUUUCUCACAAGCUUUGUUGUUGCUAUCAACCUUCAACACUUAAGCAGGUACAUUAAGGCAAUUCAUGGCAUUUGAUUCAAUGAUGAAUAGUGUGAAUAGAAUGUUUGAAAUUUGUGAUUUGGAAGUAGAAAAAGAAAAUGCAGCAGGGGAGUUAGAGAUGAAGAACUGGCCAAGGCUAGGUUCUAUCCUCUAUUCAAAUGUUACAAUGCAAUACAGAGAGAACACUCCCUUAGUACUAAAGGGGAUGAACUUUUCAAUAAAGGAUAAAGAGAAAGUUGGGAUAGUUGGUAGAACUGGAGCUGGUAAAUCAUCAGUUAUUUCAAGUCUUUUUAGAUUGAAUUCUAUCUAAAAUAGUGGGUAUUUAAUCUCUCUAUAUUAAAUAGUGUAAUCUCAAUAGAUGAUUAAGAUAUUCGCAAAAUUAACUUAUACAAGUUAAGGAAAGAAAUUAGCAUUAUUCCUCAAGUUCCUUUUCUUUUCAAAGGCACUUUGAGAGAGAAUUUAGAUCCUUUUUAAAAUUUUGAUGAUAAAACUUUGUUGAAUGUUCUAUCGGAUACAGGAUUAGAAGGAUUUAUUUAAUAGCUACCAAAUGGUCUCGAACACUAGAUAGAACCAGAAUUCUUUUCAAUUGGCUAGAAAUAAUUAAUCUGUUUGAGUCGAGUUCUAUUGAACAAGAAGAAGAUUUUGAUUUUAGAUGAAGCGACUGCAAAUCUUGACAUGAUUACUGACUGUUUAAUUUAGACAAUCAUCAAGGGCAAAUUUAAUGAUUGCACAAUAUUCACCAUAGCACAUAGAUUGAACACAAUAGCAGAUUAUGACAAAGUGCUGGUUUUAGAGGAUGGCAAAGUACUUGAGGAAGGACAUCCUUAUGAAUUAUUAGUUCAAAAUCCAAAGGUUUCUACUUACAUAAAUAGCGACUCUGCAUUUGCUAAGAUGGUGCUUCAGACAGGUCAUAAGAACAGUAGCUAAAUUUAUGCAACUGCAAGGCGGAGCUACCUAUAGAAACAUGAGAUUCAGAGUAAAAGUAAUUGUAAUAGCAAUAUAAUGGAUGUAUCUCUUAGCAGUAUUAAUGAAUUCAACAUUUGA